This is a messenger RNA of Amphiprion ocellaris (clown anemonefish), 2002 nucleotides long. Its product is annotated as major histocompatibility complex class I-related gene protein-like. Gene Ontology annotation, cellular component: external side of plasma membrane. The transcript has 8 exons. The record is from RefSeq and is a predicted model, not a curated record. The coding region runs from base 105 to 1208 and encodes 367 amino acids. Gene Ontology annotation, biological process: immune response. NCBI's taxonomy places the organism in Eukaryota, Metazoa, Chordata, Actinopteri, Pomacentridae.
GCAGAUUCAGAGGGAACUCCCCACUAAAGUGCACAGCGCACUAUCAGUGAAUAACAGCACACACGGAAGCUCAGCAGUCAGAUGUAGAUUAAAACUAAAACAAGAUGAUUAAGUUCGUUAUCGUUGUUUUUACUCUAUUUUGCCGCGUAGCAUUUCCAGUGAAACACUCCUUGGUGUUUUCCCUCACUGCAUCUUCUGGAGUCCCAGACAUCCCAGAGUAUUUGGGUUCUGCACUGGUUGAUGAAGUUCAGGUGGGUUAUUUUGACAGCAACAUCAAGACGGCUGAACCCAAAGUGGAUUGGAUGAGAAAGUUGAUGAAGGAUGACCCACAACACCUGGAGUUCUACGUUAACAAAUGCAUCGAAAGCCAGCACUUCCUCAAAGCCACCAUUGACAGCUUGAUGAAACGCUUAAACCAAACCGAAGGUGUCCACAUCCUACAGCAAAUGAGCGGCUGUGAAUGGGAUGAUGAAACUGGGGAAUCCAGGGGUUUUCAUCAAUGUGGAUAUGAUGGUGAAGACUUCUUAGUGCUGGACCCGCAGACGCUGACAUGGAUCGCUUCAAAACCAGAGGCGUUAAUCACCAAACUGAGAUGGGACGCAGACAAAGCUAGACUACAUCGCGAUAAAUAUUACUACAUGCACGUUUACCCUGUCUGGCUGAAGAAGUAUGUGCACUACGCGAGGAGUUUUGUGGAGAGAACAGAUCUUCUCUCAGUGUCUCUCCUCCAGAAGACUCCCUCCUCUCCGGUCACCUGCCACGCUACAGGUUUCUACCUCAACAGAGCCGACUUGUUCUGGAGGAAAGAUGGAGAGGAGCUUCAUGAGGACGUGGACAAAGGAGAGAUCCUCCCCAACCAUGAUGAAACCUUCCAGAUGAGUGUUGACCUGAACAUCUCAUCAAUCACUCCUGAAGACUGGAAGAAGUACGACUGUGUGUUUCAGCUGUCUGGUGUCAAAGACGUCAUCAUCACCAAACUGGACAAAUCAGUGAUCAGGACUAACUGGGGUUCUCCAUCAGGGUUUCCUGCUGGUGCUGUCAUUGGAGUAGUUGUAGGUCUGCUGCUGCUGCUGUGGCUCUGCAUCACUGGACUCUUCAUCUGGAGAAAGAAGACUAACGGGUUCAAACCUGCUAACACCUCAGAUUCUGCAGACAGUAACUCCGAUUCCAGCCAAUUACCACUCUCAGGGAAGACGGGAGGAGAGUAAACUCCAGUGAAGUUGGGAUUCUGUCAAAACCGUUAAUUGAUUCUGUUUUGAAGUUAUUAAGCCUCUUCAACUAAUCCAAGUUUGAAACUCUUGUCUCUCCAGUUAAAAUUUGUGUCCAGUAUUGUGCACAAAAUAUGGACACUUUACAUGUUUAGUUUUUUAUCCAACAUGCAAAGCCAGCAGAGAGGCGCCUGAUUGGUUCCAAGUUCUCCAGCAGAACAAGGAAUAAAGAACAAUCUUCAAUAAACAAGUGUCUUGAGCAAGAACCAGCAAGAAGAACAAGGAACCUGUAUCAUAUGAUGGAGCCUCUACAGAGUCACAAUUACCAGAGACUGAAACAUGAGGACAGAAAUAAGAACAGAGCUGCAACUUUCUCCGUUUCUGCAACUUAUAAAUCUGUAUUAUUGAUAAGCUGCUGAUUAUUAGUGAGUUAAAACAGUUAAUCCACAAACAGCUUUUCUUGCUCAAAUAUCUGAUCUCAACAACUAACUCUAAAUGUUAAUAUCUCAUAGUUUUACUCACAAUGUAACUGUGGAACAGAAACAACAUAUAGCUGUCACUUUAUGGUCACACAACAUAGAGAAACACUAUAUUCACAGGUACAAGAAAAUAUACAACUCUAAAAUCAAUUUUUGGUUAAAAAAUUUUGUUUAUUUAUAAAAUUUAUUUGAUGAAGACCAAAGCAUAGGGGUGUCCAAACUUUUUUGUCAAAGAGGACCAGAUUUGAUCAUGUGAAAAUGAGGACCAAUCAUCCUGCCUGACAUUCAUUGAACCAUUAAAGUUGAAUGCCAAUG